AUGUCAUGUGUUUAGUGUAAGCAGUCUAGGAAUGUACAAAAAGCGGUACGAAGAUCUUGAAAAUUAUACCUUCGAUUUGUUCCGAAAGUGAAACAACUAACUCGAAAAAAUGAAGUUUUUACUCGUUCUCGUGGCAACCGUUGCGUAUGCAACAGCAGCUCCUGCCUGCAAAGGAAAAAUUUCAGAUGGUUUCUGUUAUUUCAUUGGUAAAAUGGCGCGAGGUGGUGCUCUGGUAGAACAGGCUGAAAGCAACUGUGAGCAAGAGGGAGCAACACUUGGUCAAUUCAGAAGCUUGAAGGCAUACAGUCAGGUUCACGAUUUCCUGCUUGCCAGUGCACCUGGAACAAUGAUCCUUACAGGAAUGUCAUACGAUCAAAAGUUAAACAAAAAGGUCCCCCUAUUGGCGGAUGGUGAACCAAUUUCCUACAAGCCUAAGUGGUUCGAAGGUCAUCCCAUCAAAGAAAACAAACACGGAGAAAUGGUUUUUAUGGCUAACAGAAACGACAAGUUCAAUGGAAUGAUGAAUGCUCAAGAUGGCAGCCGUUACAGCGUGUACCUGUGCGAAAAAAAAAUGAAGGAAGAUCUCUAAACAUACUAUAACUUUACAUCGAUUUCCCAUUUUUAAUUUAUGUUAUAAUAUCAAUUGCCUCAAAAAUUUCAUAAAUGUUUGUGCAAAAUAAACAUCACGCUUGACAAACACUUGG
Molecule: messenger RNA, 704 nt
Organism: Styela clava
Lineage: Eukaryota; Metazoa; Chordata; Ascidiacea; Stolidobranchia; Styelidae
Source: RefSeq, a predicted model, not a curated record